UCUAUCGUCUACGUAGCAGCAAUGGCGCCGAGAAGUUUAGCACCCGCCAUCGCGAUCUUCCUCGCCGCCCUCCUCCUCAUCGCCUCCUCCUCCCCCGCAGCAUCAGCAGCGAGGUCGCCGCCGCCGUCCACCGCCAAGCACCACACCCAGGCGGCUUCGGACGCCGGGACGACGAAACCGGCGCCCCAGGAGCGCGACAUCCCGGCGGUGUUCGCGUUCGGCGACUCGACGCUGGACCCGGGCAACAACAACCGGUUCACGACGCUCGUCCGCGCCGACCACGCGCCCUACGGCCGGGACUUCCCGGGGGCAGUCCCCACGGGCCGCUUCUCGGACGGCAAGCUCAUCACGGACUACAUCGUGUCGGCGCUCGGCAUCAAGGACCUGCUCCCGGCGUACCACGCGCCGGGGCUCACCCACGAGAACGCCACCACGGGGGUCAGCUUCGCGUCCGGCGGGUCCGGGCUCGACGACCUCACCGCGCGCAACGCCAUGGUAUCCACCUUCUCGUCCCAGAUCGCCGACUUCCAGCAGCUCAUGUCCCGGAUCGGCGAGCCCAAGGCCUCCGACGUCGCCGGCAAGUCAUUGUUCAUACUGUCGGCCGGGACCAACGAUGUCACCACCAACUACUACCUCAUGCCCUUCCGCCUCCUCAACUUCCCCAUCAUCGACGGCUACCAUGACUACCUCAUCAGCGCUUACCAAUCUUACAUCCAGAGCCUGUACAAGCUGGGAGCUAGGAGGUUCAUCGUGGCGGGGAUGCCGCCGGUGGGGUGCUUGCCGGUGCAGAAGAGCCUGAGGGGGAUGCAGCCGCCGCUGUCGUCCGGGAAGGGCUGCUUCGAGCUGCAGAACCAGGAGACGCAGAGGUACAACGCUAAGCUCCAGAAGAUGCUGGUAGCGCUGGAGGCCGAAUCGCCCGGCGCCAGCUUCAACUACGUUGACAUCUACACCCCGCUCAAGGACAUGGUCACCAAUCCAACGAAAUACGGUUUCACGAACGUGGAGCAGGGGUGCUGCGGGACGGGGAUGCUGGAGAUGGGGGCGCUGUGCACCAGCUUCCUGCCGCAGUGCAAGUCGCCGUCGCAGUUCAUGUUCUUCGACUCCGUCCACCCGACGCAAGCCACCUACAAGGCCAUCGCCGACCAGAUCAUCAAGAACCAUAUUUCGCAGUUCACUAACAAUAGAAUAUAGAAGUUUUUUUUUGAAACUAGUCUAUAUUAUAGGUGCGAAAUUGUACCAAGAACCAGCACAAUGUGAAGCUCGUUCCGUGUACAUACCGAAGUUCGUUGAUUAGGUGGUUAUUA
Molecule: messenger RNA, 1304 nt
Organism: Brachypodium distachyon (stiff brome)
Lineage: Eukaryota; Viridiplantae; Streptophyta; Magnoliopsida; Poales; Poaceae
Product: GDSL esterase/lipase At2g31550
Exons: 3
Coding region: 22-1191 (389 amino acids)
Molecular function (GO): hydrolase activity, acting on ester bonds
Source: RefSeq, a predicted model, not a curated record